Messenger RNA from Chenopodium quinoa (quinoa), 1419 nucleotides. RefSeq names its product short-chain dehydrogenase reductase 3b-like. Bases 230 to 1027 code for a protein of 265 amino acids. NCBI's taxonomy places the organism in Eukaryota, Viridiplantae, Streptophyta, Magnoliopsida, Caryophyllales, Amaranthaceae. The transcript has 2 exons. The record is from RefSeq and is a predicted model, not a curated record.
AAUACGAAGUAAUAAUCACCCUACCAAUGCAGCACAAAUUAAGCAGCUGGACAAAAUUUUUGUAAAAAAUAAAUUAGAAGUAUUGGGCAACCUAGAUUGACAAAUAUAAUACAGUAUAUAUAGUUUGUAUAUAAAAAUAUAAGCAAGCAAAAAUAGAUCCGAUCUUCUGUAAACAUUAAUUUGUGAUACAGGGGAAAUCUCAUCGGAGAAAUCAAGUCAUACAAUCAAUAUGUCUAAGCCAAGAUUGGAAGGCAAGGUUGUUUUGAUCACCGGAGCAGCGAGUGGUAUAGGCGAGGAGGCGGCAAAACUAUUCGCAGAAAAUGGGGCGUUGGUAGUGGUUGCUGACGUCCAAGAUGAAAUAGGGCAACAAGUGGUAGCAUCCAUAGGCUUAGACAAAGCCAGUUACUACCACUGUGAUGUUAGAGAAGAGAAACAAGUUGAAGAAGCUGUUACUUACACCUUACAAAAACAUGGCACCCUUGACAUCCUCUUCAGCAACGCCGGUGUCAUUGGCCCAUUAUCCACCAUCCUUGACUUGGAUUUGGCCGAUUUAGACAACACCCUUGCCAUCAACGUCCGGGGGGUGGCUGCCACCAUCAAGCAUGUGGGCCGGGCCAUGGUCAGCCGAAAGAUCCGUGGAUCCAUUAUAUGCACGGCUAGUGUAUCGGCCUCCGUAGCCGGCGUAGGGCCUAGCACGUACACGGCCUCAAAGCACGCGGUGGUGGGAUUGGUAAAAGCGGCAAGCAGUGAGCUGGGUGCACAUGGGAUCCGUGUGAAUUGCAUAUCUCCUUUUGGAGUAGCAACUCCCUUGGCUUGCAAUGCAUACAACAUGGAACCAAGUCAACUUGAGCAAAGUUGUGCAGCAAUAACUAGCUUAAAGGGAAUUGUCUUGAAGGCAAGGCACGUUGCUGAGACUGCUCUAUUCUUUGCUUCCGAUGAAUCCGCCUUUAUCAACGGCCAUAACUUGGUGGUAGAUGGCGGGUUCACCGUAAGUAGUCACAAUCCUGCUCCUCCUCCUAAGUUAUAAUUCAUGUUUCUGCCAUCUAAAUAAAUCCAUGAUGGCAGAAACAUGAAUUAUUAAUUAGUUUAAUGUCACCAGGCCAUUCAAUAUAAUACACAUUUUGUCGUUGUUCUAUCAAGUAUGGUAUAUUGGUACGAUAUUUGUUGGUAUGUGCUUGUUUGCUUAUUACGUGGGCAGUGUCUUUUGAAAUUUGGGAUUACAUUAAUCCAUGAUCAAGCUAGGCUAAAAGUCAAAACAUAUGGAGUAAAUUAUUGUUUUUGGUUCUCAUUCACUAACGUUCUUUGUACAUUGUAAUAACUAGUACUUUAAUUUGUACCUUUGUAUAUUACUAAUAGGUGUGCAAUUAAAUUAUCCGCACUACACAAAUCAUAGCCUUGUUUGUACUCCGUUUAUCUAUC